Saccoglossus kowalevskii is the source of this 6340-nucleotide messenger RNA. RefSeq lists its product as uncharacterized. The record is from RefSeq and is a predicted model, not a curated record. NCBI's taxonomy places the organism in Eukaryota, Metazoa, Hemichordata, Enteropneusta, Harrimaniidae.
GAUGGCCGCUCCCUUGGCAGUGUGCGAUUGACAACGCCGGGCGUUUCACACUUAUGUAUCCCUUUCCACGGGAAAUCCGUCGUUGUUACGUAAUCAACAGUCUGAAAGACUAAUUCAUAAUAUCAAAUUAUGUGGAAUGAUUUUAGUGUCAAGUAAAAUAUUGCAUCUGUUCAUGGAGUAAUCUUUUUAUCACAUUGAGAGCCUAUCUAUCAAAAUGUUAAUGUGCAGUGGUUUAUCAAAUAUGACGCCAUCACCAAAAUGUAUUUGGAUUUAAUUUGAAGUGACCAGUACGUGGGGAGCAGUCGUGAUGGAAGACGACACAAGCUGGUGUGAUAACUGUCAAAAACUGAGAGGGGAACUAGACAGAGUUCGAGAAGAGCAAACGUUAAACUGUACUGUGGUAAAACAAAAAAUCAUCAACACGGACAGAUUGAUCAAGCAGUACAGUCGUAAGUGUCAGGAGUAUGAUGCGCAGAGUAAGAAACUGGAUGACGCAACGAACAAGCUGAUGUCAUCAGAGAGAGAUUGUCAAGCACUCCAAGUUCAGUUAGAGAGUAUGUUAGUCGAGACCGGACGAUUGAAACAAGAAAUCCAGCUUGCUCAAAACAGUAACACUGAAUUAGCGAAACAGAAGACAAGAAUUGAAAAUGAGCAUAUGGGUUGUAAGCUUUUGAUUCAACAGUUGGAAAUCAGCUUGCAGGAAAAGGAAGAUGGAGAAGCUGAGAUGAAACUGAAGUGUCAGAUGUUUAAAGAUGAAUUAGAUAAAAAUAGAGUUGAGAUGGCAAGAAAGGAGAAGGCUGUGAAUAAAUUCAAAGCUAACCUAGAUAGUAGCAAGAAUAAGGUGCAAGAGUUGAAAAAGAAUAAUAAGCAGUUGGAGAAUGAGCUUGCAAUGGUGAAAAGAAAACUUGAAAAGUAUGAAGUACAUAAUGCCAGCAGGGCUCUACAAAGCCUCACCCGGACAAAUUCUGCCCUCCGCCGAGAAGCUAGAGGUCAUGUGAAUGUCAUUGAAGAUGGGAAAAGACGUCUUUUCUCUGAGCUUCAGUCAGUGAUUGAUUUUUCAGCAACUGAGUUGCCGUCGCAAAUAAUGCCAUUGUCGCCAAUCUUGUCAGACUCGGACGAUGACUUGGACUAUGUCAGUGUAAUGAUAGAUACUGCUUUAGAUAUUGAUCUUACUAGGAAUGAAAGACUACCACAUCUGAGGAACAGUAGCAUUUUAAUUGAUGACGAUGAGAGUUGUGAUAUUAGCAGUCUGUUGUUGGAGAAUGCCGAGAAUGAUCCUCAGAAACAUGACAUUGCUUCUAAUGCACAUUUUGUUGACACUUUUACCAAAGAUACAGAGACAAUUUUUGGAAACAUUGCUGACAAAACCGAUCAUGAAAGUGAGAGUGACAUCACACCUGUUGAAGAUGUUACAGUUAUUGAAAUGGAGGAUGAACUAGCUAGACAUAGUAAUGUUUCUAAUGUUAAACAUGAAAAAGAACUAACCAGUCAUGAUAAUGUUGGAGAUGUUGAACAUGAGGAAAUAACCAGUCAUGAUAAAGUUGCUGAUGUUAAACAUGAAAAAGAACUAGCCAGUCAUGAUAAUGUUGGAGAUGUUGAACACGAAAAAGAACUAGCCAGUCACGAUAAAGUUGCUGAUGUUAAACAUGAAAAAGAACUAGCCAGUCAUGAUAAUGUUGCUGAUGUUGAACAUGAAAAAGAACUAGCAACUCAUGAAAAUGUUGCUGAUGUUGAACAUGAGAAUCUAGCUACUCAUGAUAAUGUUGCUGAUGUUAAACAGGAGACGAAACUAGCCAUUCAUGAUAAUAUUGCUGAUGUUGAAUGUGAAAAUAUUGGUGAUGGUGAACAUGAAAAGCAACUAGCGAGUCAUGAAAAUGUUGAUGAUGUUGAACAUGAAAAUGAACUAGCCAGUCAUGAUAAUGUUGCUGAUGUUGAACAUGAAAAAGAACUAGCAACUCAUGAAAAUGUUGCUGAUGUUGAACAUGGAAAAGAACUAGCCAUUCAUGAUAAUGUUGCUGAUGUUGAACAUGAAACAGAACUAGCCAUUCAUGAUAAUGUUGCUGAUGUUGAACAUGAAACAGAACUAGCCAUUCAUGAUAAUGUUGCUGAUGUUGAACAUGAAACAGAACUAGCCAUUCAUGAUAAUGUUGCUGAUGUUGAACAUGAAACACGACGAGCCAUUCAUAAUAAUGUUGCGGACGAUGAACAGGAAACGAACCUAGCUAUUCAUGAUAAUGUUGUUGAUGAUAAACAUACGGAGAAACUAGCCACUCAGGAUAGUGUUACUGAUGGUAAACUUGCCAGUGGCCAUGAUGUUCAACAUAAAAAUGUCCUUGCCAUUCAUGGUAAUGUUGCUGAUGAUAAACAUGAAAAGGGACUAGCCAGUUACGAUAAUGUUGAUGAUGUUGAACAUGCAGAGAAACUAGCCACUCAGGAUAGUGUUACUGAUGGUAAACUUGCCAGUGGCCACGAUGUUCAACAUAAAAAUGUAAAUGCCAUUCAUGGUAAUGUUGCUGAUGAUGAACAUGAAAAUGAACUAGCCAUUCAUGAUAAUCUUGCUGUUGUUAAACAUAGUAAGGGAGUAGUCAGUCAUGAUAAUGUUAGUGUUGAACAUGAAAUGGAACUAACCAGUCAUGAUGACGUUGCUUCUGCUGAACACGAAAAAGAACUAGCCAUUCAUGAUAAUGUUAAUGUUGAACAUGAAAGUGAACUGCCUAGGAAUGAUAACACUGCUGAUGUUAAACAUGAAAAAGAACUAGCCAGUUAUGAUAAUGUUGCUGAUGUUAAACCUGAAAAAGAACUAGCAACUCAUGAAAAUGUUGCUGAUGUUGAACAUGAGAAUCUAGCUACUCAUGAUAAUGUUGCUGAUGUUAAACAGGAAACGGAACUAGCCAUUCAUGAUAAUGUUAAUGUUGAACAUGAAAGGGACACUAUAAUGAAUAAUGGAGAGCUAGUGGAUACUAUGAUAAAUAAUGGAGAUCUAGGGGACACUAUGAUGAAUAAUGGAGAGCUAGGGGACACUAUGAUGAAUAAUGGAAAGCUAGGGGACACUAUGAUGAAUAAUGGAGAGCUAGGGGACACUAUGAUGAAUAAUGAAAAGCUAGGGGAUACUCUGAUGAAUAAUGGAGAGCUAGGGGACACUAUGAUGAAUAAUGGAGAGCCAGGGGACACUAUGAUAAAUAAUAGAGAUCUAGGGGACACUAUGAUGAAUAAUGGAGAGCUAGGGGACACUAUGAUGAAUAAUGGAAAGCUAGGGGACACUAUGAUGAAUAAUGGAGAGCUAGGGGACACUAUGAUGAAUAAUGGAAAGCUAGGGGACACUAUGAUGAAUAAUGGAGAGCUAGGGGACACUAUGAUGAAUGAUGGAGAGCUAGGGGACACUAUGAUGAAUACUGAUGAAGUGAGAGACACAGUGAUUGAGAGAAUGAACAUAGUUGGUAGUCCAGGGAGAAUUUUUUCCAAAGAUGAUGAGAAAGAUAUUGUUAGGCCUGGGGAGUGUCAUAAACAUGUCAAUGACAGUUUUGAAAGGUCAGAUAAAGGUGGAGCUGUUCAGCAGAUUUUUGAGAAGCAGAAAGUAAUAAUUGUGGAUGGGAAAGAGAAAGAAAUACGCAUGGAAAGGAAGAGGAAAGAUAGACCUGUUGAAAGGAAGACAGUAAGAAACCUUACUGAUAUGGAAGAAUAUGUAAAGAGUCCCGCUAAGAAACUUGUGAAAUGUAGUGUAAAUGGAGUUAGAAAUGCUGGUGUGUUUGAUGUUGAAGAGGAACUGCGAAGGCAUGACUGUCGUCAAAUCGACAGUGAACGUGAGAAGCAUCCGGGCAGGACUCUUGAACGGAAUAAAAUUGUGCCACGACAUAACGUUCGUCCAUCAGUGCCAUUUCCACGGUCUACGAUUGCUGUCACAAGCUUUGUGAGUGUGGCGGUUGUUUCACGGCCAGUGACGUCAACAAGGACAACGAGCAUCUCGCCUGUUAUUGUCACAUCAACAGCUAGAGAUCACACACCUACUCUGAAGAGAGAAUCAACACCACUGACUGCAAUGUCCAAUUUAACAGACUUUCUGGAUCCCCCGGUAUCACCCCUCCCACCUUCACCUGUGUAUUGCAGAACAGUCACCCCUAUACCUAGUAUGGUAUCACCCCUACCCCAGACACCUAUGCAACCAGUGUUGUCACCAUUGGGGGACAUCAUUGAUAACACAUCGUCGCCCAUCACACCAGGACACACACGAAGCAGCCACUGGAGGUCCCCAUGUAAAUUUCUGGUUACAGCUCCCAAAGAUGCCAUUCCGGUGAUGCCACAUCCUCCUAAUGCAUCCCGGAGUUUACUCCACAUGUUCAGUAAUGAGCCGAAUUCCAAUAAACCGAGCAGGGAAAAAUGCCCAACAUCACGGAAUACCAUCAAUUUGACUCCCGGAAAUAACAAUGCAUUAAAAUCUGUCAAGCCAAAUGGAAUGAGUUCCACAAUGACAAAUAGUCGUUCAUCGUUUGAUAUGUCUAAGCUGUCUGGAAACUUUACUUGCAUCUCUUCCAAGAGAAAGUCCUGCACUGUUGUGACAUCAGCACCAAAAAAAACUGAACCCACAAAUGUAGAAAUGUCUCGGCCAGCUUGUGUUACUGAUUCACCCAAACCUGAAGUGCUUAAUGCUGCAAAACCUGACACUUGCAAGACAGCAGAACAGUCAGUUGCCUUGCAUUGUAAAUCGUCCACAGACUUGCCAUGCAGAGAAACUAAAAACUUGAUGUCUUUUAACAGUCAUCUACCAGAUGAUCUCACUACAUGUACAGAAGAAGAUUCAACACCACAACAGAAUAGUUUCUAUUCAGUUGCCGGAACCUCCACUGACGGGAACUUUGAACCCAACAAUAAGCACAAUAUAAAGAUGGCAGAAAAACUGUUAUUUGGAAGUGAUGAAUCUGAGAAAGAGGUUGACUUGUGUACGGAGUAUGAAACUUUGGAAAGGGACAAUGGUGUGAGAAAUUCUGAAAAGGGUUUCCAGAAUCCAAGCACUACUAAAAAAGACAUUGGAACACUCUGGGGGGAACUAGCAAUCAAUAAACAUCAGAUCGAACAGAAAGGAAAGCAAAAAAGGAAAAAAAGAAAUAGGAAGAAGAAGAAGAAAAAGCAACAGCAGCAAAAAAUUGAGGAACAGAAAAAACUGAUGCAGGAUGAGAAAAUUCAUUCAUUGUCAUCGAUUGAAGGGAAUUUCAUCUCAGAUCAAGUUGUGCAGAAUAUUGUAAGCAAAAUAAGACAGAUGAACACUGAAGCAGCUGUUGUGGCAGUUCUGCAAGCCAUACUACAGUAUACCGAAUCUACCUCUUACGAUUUGAUGCCGGCUAUAGCGGCCAAAUGCUGGAAUAAAAAUAACAACACUCAACCUGUGAUUGCACUAAUGGAGGAGCACAUUGUAAUGGAAUUGGCAAAUAAAAUUAAACGUACUUCACAGACCGUGCAGACUUGUUUGCUGCAGGGACUUCAUAAUGCAGUGAUGUCACAUACGCAGUUAAUGCCUUGUAUCGCGCUGUGUAGGAUUUACACAGGUGUAUCGCGGUUGUGUGGAUUCAAGGAGUGUGUGUGUGUUCUAUGUUAUGAUAUAUUCAGGGAAAACAGACAAGACAGGUUGCAUAUAUUGCUUUCAAUUGUUGGCGUGUGGCCAAUGAUUCUCCAGAAACAAGAUUAUGUCCAGCCGGUACUUAGCGCACUUGGACUGGUUACUGGACUUGAACUUAAAGCUAUAGCCAAUCAGCAACAGCAGCAUGUUAUGGUCAACUAUAUGGAUUUAAUGUGCGGAUGGAAGCUUACUGGAGAAUUAAAAGCAGAAACAAUAUGUAUGGAACUUAUCAAGCAGAUCAGAGAGAGGAAACUGGUGUUGAUCAAUUCACAGAGUCAAGGUGUGUUGACACCGCUAGGAUUUGAAAUCAUCAAAGCGUUAGAGCUGUUGGCUGUACAUCAAGGGUGGGAAUGGUGCAAUAACUGGCUGAUACGUGAAGCGAUGUGGCCAAUACUUCGCGAAUGGGGUCAGAAGUUGAAAAUGGACAAAAACACAGACUGUAGUAGCGUCAUCAUGGUUUUUGAUGUCAUCAGAGCUACGGCGAGAUCAGGACUUUUGGAAAAUAAAUCAUCAGUGUGCGAGUUACUGAAGAUGUUGUGUAGCGUGUUGUACCAGGAUGGAGUUCCCUGGUGCGUUCAGUGCAGCGUUGCCAGGUGUGUUCUACAUCUCGCACUUGCUGAUCCUAAUAUGGGCAUAGAAGCAUUGAAUAAAUGGAUGUCCAAGGUGAAGAGACCGCUGGAGUCUGAUAUCAAAGACAGUUUUCAGAAACUCAAAAAUUGUUGUAAAUCAUAA